This is a messenger RNA of Zymoseptoria tritici IPO323, 324 nucleotides long. RefSeq lists its product as uncharacterized. The transcript has 3 exons. NCBI's taxonomy places the organism in Eukaryota, Fungi, Ascomycota, Dothideomycetes, Mycosphaerellales, Mycosphaerellaceae. The record is from RefSeq and is a predicted model, not a curated record. The coding region runs from base 1 to 324 and encodes 107 amino acids.
AUGGCGAAGAAUGGGAAGAGCUUGGCCUGUGUGCCUCGUAUUUUGCAGCUGGAUUCGUUUCUGGCUGUGGCGGAGGCUGUCUCACAAUCGUUUCAGACGGUCAAAGGAACGAGCGGAGGAGGGAAUGUCCAGGCGUCGUUGUGGAUGCAAGAAAGCUUGCGGAACCUGUCAUGUCAAAUGGUGGCAUGCAUGUCUCACGUCUCUCCCGUCUCCAUGGGGAGUCCUAUCAGCGGACGCGACGACGAGAUGGCAUACUAUGGACCUUUCCAUCCUACGUCCAAGACAAGUGUGGCGGUGAUGGGAGUGAAGAGGGAGGGUGACUAG